Diceros bicornis minor is the source of this 2181-nucleotide messenger RNA. RefSeq names its product growth hormone regulated TBC protein 1 (gene GRTP1). The transcript is spliced from 8 exons. NCBI's taxonomy places the organism in Eukaryota, Metazoa, Chordata, Mammalia, Perissodactyla, Rhinocerotidae. The record is from RefSeq and is a predicted model, not a curated record. Bases 71 to 1129 code for a protein of 352 amino acids.
GUCCGGACAGGCGGACUUGACCCCUGCUCUGGGCCCCGCGGUCCCGGCGGCUCCGGGCGACCCGCACCGCAUGGAGCCCGCGGAGCGCGCGCAGGCGGCGCGGGACCGCGUCCCCAGGCUUGAUCCCUACGGGUUUGAAAGGCCUGAAGACUUUGAUUAUGCAGCUUAUGAAGAAUUUUUUUCCACCUAUCUGGUGAUUCUGACUCGAAGAGCAAUCAAAUGGUCUAAACUUCUAAAGGGAAGUAGCCGGGUGCAGACAAGUAUGACAGUGAAGCGCUAUAUCCGAAAAGGCGUCCCGCUCGAGCACCGGGCCCGAGUCUGGAUGGGGGUGAGCGGUGCUCAGGCCCAGAUGGACCGAAACCCCGGCUACUACCACCGGCUUCUCCAGGGAGAGAGGAAUGACAGCCUGGAGGAGGCGAUCAGGACAGAUAUGAACAGGACCUUCCCGGAUAAUGUGAACUUCCGGAGGGGCGCCGACCCCUGCUUACAGAAGACCCUGUACAACGUGCUGCUGGCCCACGGGCGCCACAACCAAGGCGUGGGGUACUGCCAGGGCAUGAACUUCAUAGCGGGAUAUCUGAUUCUGAUAACAAAGAACGAAGAAGAAUCCUUUUGGCUCUUAGAUGCUCUUGUUGGAAGGAUACUGCCUGAUUACUACAGCCCCGCGAUGCUGGGCCUGAAGACGGACCAGGAGGUCCUCGGGGAGCUGGUGAGGACCAAGCUGCCGGCAGUGGCGGCCCUGAUGGACGGGCACGGUGUCCUGUGGACCCUGGUUGUGUCUCGAUGGUUCAUCUGCCUGUUCGUGGACAUCCUGCCCGUGGAGACGGUGCUUCGGAUCUGGGAUUGUUUGUUCAACGAAGGCUCAAAGAUCAUCUUCCGGGUGGCCCUGACCCUGAUUAAGCAACACCAGGCUUUUAUUUUGGAAGCCACCAGUUUCGCAGACGUUUGUGAGAAGUUCAAGGAGAUCACCAGAGGGAGGUUUGUGACCGAGUGUCACACCUUCAUGCAGACACAUCAUUGCAGCACUGCAGUUCAUAUGUCAGACCUCCGAGAAGUCCUCAUGAGAACAUCUGGAACUUCCUGGGGAAUAAACACGGGGGUCUCACGUCGGAGCUCAGUGCAAGGGUAAUGGGACACGGACAGCUGGACGCCAAGGUCCUGGCACAUCGCAAGGACUGGAGUUACUUCCCACUUUUCAGGAACGUGGGCGUCACCACGUUAACUGCUCUACCCCGACCUUACAUGCUGUGUGUUACGGACCCACCGAAGAAUUUCUGGAAUGAAAUUUCUUAAAAAACGCUUUAUAAUGCAGCCUUACACUUGGCCUAAUUUAUAACCGUGAAUUUCUCAGCGGUAACUGCACAAAUGAUUAUUAAAUUAUUAUGCACAAAAGAUGCGAUGGCGUGUCCCCCAGUCUAAAAUGUUUGUUCUCAUGCUGGUCAUGACGCUGGCCUCUGAAGCCCCAGGCUGUGGCCGCCGUGGGCUGGUGCCCAGCUCUCCCUCCCUCCCCGAGGCACCAUCUUUCCUCCUCAUCGUGGGGUGCUUUCUCUCUUACUAGAAAUGAGUCUGAGUCUCUUCCUGCUUCCACUUCUCAAAUCUGGUUUCUUACAGUUUCCUUAGUCUGGUCACGGACAGCCCUGACUGGCUUCAGAGCUGCUACAGGACCCACAGUUAAAGGGUCAAAACUACGAGGACAGAGCUCAGGCAACAGAAGCAAAAACAGGCCAACCGGACGACCUCGAACUUAAAAACUCCCACUCAGCAAAGGAAACACAAGACCUGCAGAACGGGAGAGGAUAUUUGCGAACCACGUAUCUGAUAAGGGGUUAAUAUCCAGAACAUACAAAGAACUACAGCUCAACAACAAAAACCCAAAUAAUUCCAUUUAAAAAUAGGCAAAGGCUUCAACAGACAUUUCUCCAAAGAAGACAGAGAUGGCUGACAAGCAUGUAAAGAGAUGCUCAACAUCACUCAUCACGAGCGAAACGCAAAUCAAAACCACACGAGAUGCCACUUCACACCCACGAGGAUGGUCACUGUCAAAACACAGGAGUAAGUGUUGGCGAGGAUGUGGAGAAAUUGGAACCCUCGUGCACUGUUUUUCGGAAUGUAAAAUGCUGCAGCACCUGUGGAAGACAGUACGGCAAUUCCUCAAAAAGUUAAACAGAAUUACCAGAGGAC